Messenger RNA from Meloidogyne enterolobii, 386 nucleotides. The record is from the annotation of a GenBank genome assembly. NCBI's taxonomy places the organism in Eukaryota, Metazoa, Nematoda, Chromadorea, Rhabditida, Meloidogynidae.
UUGAAUAGGGAUAUUGAGAGGGUUGCAUAGGUGUGACGUUACGCUCUCCAAGAUAGUCGAUUCUCUAAAGCGCCCAAGUAAUGCGUUUUCUAUAUAUGCGAGCGUUUCUUGUGAGGGAGGAGGAAGUUGAGGAGGAAGAAGAGGAAGGAGGAAGAGGAGAAAGAAGCGCCUUGCGCGAGGAAGAAGAGGAAGGAGGAAGGAGGAAGCUGUUGCGGAAGCUAGUCUAAAGCAUCGUUGAAUAGGGAUAUUGAGAGGGUUGCAUAGGUGUGACGUUACGCUCUCCAAGAUAGUCGAUUCUCUAAAGCGCCCAAGUAAUGCGUUUUCUAUAUAUGCGAGCGUUUCUUGUGAGGGAGGAGGAAGUUGAGGAGGAAGAAGAGGAAGGAGGA